CCACAAUGGAGAGCGGCGAUACUGUCGGAACCGGAGAUUACGACGUUGAAACGAAGAGGGAGAACCUGAAAUCGUUGCUCUCUCAACUACUCGCCGACCCCAUUCUCGCCGACGUUCCGAAGAAUCCAACACUUUCGGAUGUCGUCACUCUCGUCAGCCUUGAAAAGGGAAGCGCUAUGCGCCUCUCCAUCCUCAAACUCGACGGCUCCUCCUUGGAUUUGGCCGUCAUGAAUUCAGCUACUUUGAAGGAUCUGAAGCUUUUGAUUAAGAAGAAAGUUAAUGAGAUGGAGCAAGCAAACAUGGGUCAUCGUCACAUCUCUUGGAAGCAUGUAUGGUCAAACUUCUGUCUUUCGUGUAAUAACGAGAAGUUGCUUGAUGAUGAGGCAGUUCUUCAAGAUGUCGGAGUACGGAACAACUCUCAGAUCGCAUUUGUUCCAUAUGUGAUGAAGAAGGGUCCGGGAAGACACUCAAAGAGGAAGAAACAUCGUCUGUUUCGUUCACUCCACAAGACUUGUUAGAUAGUAUCGAUACUGAUGGGUAUUGCCUAUUGCGCCUUCUGAUGAUGCACCAGCAUACUUCAUAAACAAGUAGAGUGGAGAAUAGCAAACGACAACUGGUGAUCUUGUUGAAGCCUUAUGCUCCUGAUGCCACCAACAUAUGGUGGGGCUCAUCUUCAUUAGAGUGCUUGAGGGAGUUGGUUUAGCUGAUAAUAAUCCGGUUCAGUCUAUGGACUUUGUGUAUAUAAGGUGUAAACUGUUGGUCCUAGUGUGCAUAACAGAAGACAAAUGUUGUAAAUUUCAUUGCUAAUCUGGUUCCCCAAUAACAAAACAUAAAUUGUUAUAUUUGUAAAUAAGCCGGUUCAGUGUUACAAUCCAUUUACAUC
Messenger RNA from Eruca vesicaria subsp. sativa (arugula), 883 nucleotides. The record is from the annotation of a GenBank genome assembly. NCBI's taxonomy places the organism in Eukaryota, Viridiplantae, Streptophyta, Magnoliopsida, Brassicales, Brassicaceae.